GUAGUACAGGUGCGGCUGCAUAGGCACACACCAGCCUAGUAGCAUUGGAGAGCAGCAGAUAGAGAACUAGCUAGCAGCAAUGGGCAGGCAGGAUGUUGCUUCCAUGUUUGCCGUUGCUCUCUUCCUCGGAGCAUUCGCUUCUGUUCCUACAAGUGUGCACUCCGUCGGCGUGUGCUACGGCGUGAUCGCCAACAACCUCCCGCCGGCCAACGAGGUGGUGCAGCUCUACAGGUCCAAAGGCAUCACCGGCAUGCGCAUCUACUUCGCCGACGCCAAUGCCCUCUCGGCGCUCCGCAACUCCGGCAUCAGCCUCAUCCUCGACGUCGGCAACGACCAGCUCGCCAACCUCGCCGCGAGCACCUCCAACGCGGCGUCCUGGGUCCAGAAAAACGUCCGGCCAUACUACCCGGCCGUGAACAUCAAGUACAUCGCGGCCGGCAACGAGGUCCAGGGCGGCGCCACGCAGAGCAUCGUGCCGGCCAUGCGCAACCUCAACGCGGCCCUCUCCGCGGCUGGGCUCGGCGCCAUCAAGGUGUCCACCUCCAUCCGGUUCGACGAGGUGGACAAGUCCUUUCCGCCCUCCGACGGCGUGUUCAAGAAUGCCUACAUGACGGACGUGGCCCGGCUCCUGGCGAGCACGGGCGCGCCGCUGCUGGCCAACGUGUACCCCUACUUCGCCUACAAGCGUGACCCGCAGAACAUCAAGCUCAACUACGCGACGUUCCGGCCGGGACCCACGGUGCGGGACGACAAGAACGGGCUGACCUACACGUGCCUGUUCGACGCGAUGGUGGACGCCGUGGUCGCCGCCCUGGAGAAGGCCGGGGCGCCGGCGGUGAGGGUGGUGGUGUCCGAGAGCGGGUGGCCUUCGGCGAGCGGGUUCGCGGCGACGGCCGACAACGCGAGGGCGUACAACCAGGGGCUGAUCGACCACGUCGGCGGGGGCACACCGAAGAGGCGCGGCGCACUGGAGACGUACAUCUUCGCCAUGUUCAACGAGAACUUCAAGAGAGGGGAGCUGGUGGAGAAGCACUUCGGGCUGUUCAACCCGGACAAGUCGCCGGCGUACCCCAUCCGGUUCAAGUGAUCCAGUCUAGUCUAGUCUAGCUAGCUUACACGUAUACGUACCUAGGUCUUCAAUAAGCAGCACGUACGUACACACGUUUGACACGUACGUAGAUCGAUCCAUGGGAGAGGGAAACCAAUGACUUCCUGUUCCUGGUGGUGUUACAUCAUCAUAUGAAUAAAGAGAUGGAAGCAGUUACGAUUUUGUGAUC
Aegilops tauschii subsp. strangulata is the source of this 1277-nucleotide messenger RNA. Its product is annotated as glucan endo-1,3-beta-glucosidase GII-like. The record is from RefSeq and is a predicted model, not a curated record. Gene Ontology annotation, molecular function: hydrolase activity, hydrolyzing O-glycosyl compounds. Lineage: Eukaryota; Viridiplantae; Streptophyta; Magnoliopsida; Poales; Poaceae. Gene Ontology annotation, biological process: carbohydrate metabolic process.